Messenger RNA from Manihot esculenta (cassava), 1788 nucleotides. Its product is annotated as protein DETOXIFICATION 29. Bases 70 to 1689 code for a protein of 539 amino acids. Lineage: Eukaryota; Viridiplantae; Streptophyta; Magnoliopsida; Malpighiales; Euphorbiaceae. Gene Ontology annotation, cellular component: vacuolar membrane. Gene Ontology annotation, molecular function: xenobiotic transmembrane transporter activity; antiporter activity. The transcript is spliced from 8 exons. Gene Ontology annotation, biological process: xenobiotic detoxification by transmembrane export across the plasma membrane. The record is from RefSeq and is a predicted model, not a curated record.
CCAUUUCAUGCAAUCCUUAUCUCUCUUGAAAGAGAAAGCCAUCCUCUCUUUCCCUCUCCUUCACCUCACAUGGAGGAUUCAACAAAGCCGCUUCUCUCUCCGUCGGAGGACCAAAACCAAAACCACAGCCAUCAUCAUGAGGAUCUAGACUCUCUACUCUCACUUCCCAGAUCAACAACAAGCACUAUUUCCUUCGUUCCUGAUGCUGAUGACAUCUCUCCCAUCAACGGCGUUAGUGAUUUCUUCAGAGAAUUCUACGUUGAGUCCAAGAAACUUUGGUACUUGGCUGGCCCUGCCAUCUUCACCUCCAUUUGCCAGUACUCCCUUGGCGCCAUUACUCAAGUUUUUUCCGGCCAAGUUGGCACCCUCGCCCUUGCUGCCGUCUCCGUGGAGAACUCUGUCAUCGCCGGCUUUUCCUUCGGCGCCAUGCUUGGAAUGGGAAGUGCACUUGAGACGCUAUGUGGGCAAGCAUUUGGAGCUGGGCAGCUGGAUAUGCUAGGGAUCUAUUUGCAGAGAUCAUGGAUCAUUCUCUGCACUACAGCCUCGCUUCUCUCAUUGAUUUAUAUCUUCGCCGCACAACUUUUGAAGUUGAUUGGGCAAACGGAAGCCAUAUCUAAAACAGCUGGGGUAUUCGCAAUCUGGAUGAUACCUCAGUUAUUCGCUUACGCCAUGAACUUCCCCAUGGCAAAGUUCUUGCAGGCUCAAAGCAAGAUCAUGGUUAUGGCCUUGAUCUCAGCUGCAGCCUUCGUUUUGCAUACUUUAUUCAGCUGGCUUUUGAUGCUGAAACUGGGAUGGGGAUUGGUUGGAGCAGCAGUGGUGUUGAAUGCUUCUUGGUGGUUCAUUGAUUUGGCUCAGUUUUUUUAUAUUAUCAGCGGAACUUGUGGCCGAACUUGGAAUGGAUUUUCUUGGAAAGCUUUUCAGAACUUGUGGGGUUUUGUUCGCUUGUCUCUUGCAUCUGCUGUUAUGCUUUGCUUAGAAGUUUGGUACUUUAUGGCAUUGAUACUCUUUGCUGGAUAUUUAAAGAACGCAGAGGUUGCAGUGGAUGCUUUGUCCAUAUGCAUGAACAUUUUGGGGUGGACGGUGAUGGUAGCUCUGGGAAUGAAUGCAGCUAUAAGUGUAAGAGUAUCAAAUGAAUUAGGAGCAGCUCAUCCAAGAACAGCAAAAUUUUCACUAGUGGUUGCUGUUAUAUCAUCCUUCAUAAUUGGUCUCAUUCUUUCUCUCAUUCUCAUCCUCACAAGAAAUAUUUAUCCUUCUCUCUUCUCCAACGAUUCUCAAGUUCAAGAACUCGUAGACGAACUCACGCCACUCCUCGCUCUCUGUAUCGUCAUCAACAAUGUUCAGCCUGUUCUCUCUGGUGUGGCCAUUGGAGCGGGAUGGCAAGCUGCUGUGGCUUAUGUGAACAUAGCUUGUUAUUAUGUAGUUGGGAUUCCUCUUGGCCUUAUAUUGGGUUACAAGCUUGGUAUGGGCGUUCGUGGGAUCUGGUAUGGAAUGAUGUCAGGGACUGCACUACAGACUUUGGCUCUCUUCUUCAUGAUUUAUAGAACAAACUGGAACAAAGAGGCUUCAAUUGCUGGAGACAGGAUAAAAAGAUGGGGAGGACAUGUGGAUUCGGAGGAGAAGAACAGCGGAAAAUUAAGCUUGUCCUCAAAUCGAAGGGAAAUGGAUUCUGAUUCUUUGGUGGAACUGUAAUGAUUUAGCAAUAAUUUCUCUGGAAAAUUUACAACUGAGAUAGCUUUUUAUUUUUUGCUCCCCGAUUAUCUAGAGGUGUAUAACUUAUAGUCUCCGCCA